AUGAAGGUGUCAAAGUCUCUAAACGAAAUGUGGUUCCAGUUGAUUAGUUCUAGAUCAACUAUUUUGGCCUUGACCAAGUUUAAUAUGGCUGUCUGUAGGGAAACUAUAGAAUUCCUUCAAGAGUUCAUUAAGUACACUAGUGUUAACUAUGAUCAAAAUGUGUAUUUCCACAUCGAUUUUGCUCGAGCAGAUUUCGCCAAAUCGGCCGGAAUAUUGAACGUUGAAUUAAUACUUGUACUCAUGGAAGAUUUGGUCAUUGGUAUUGAUUUGGGGACAACCAAUUCCUGCGUAUCUCUUUAUCUUGAUGGGAAGACAAGAAUACUAGAAAACAGCGAUGGUGGCCGUAUUACGCCCUCUUUUAUAUUUUUUACAAGCAUAGAUGAUCCUGUUGUGGGUGAGCAUGCGAGGAGAAUUGCUGCCACUAAACCAGACCAUGGUAUCUAUGAGGUCAAGCGCCUUGUCGGGAGAACGUUCACCGAUUCUUACGUUCAGAAGAACUUGAAGUAUCUCGCAUUUAAAGUAGAAAGGGGUGAAUCAAAUACUCCUUUGGUUGUAGUUCAGCAAAGAAAUAAGGUACUGAAGAAAACUCCUCAAGAACUAUGUUCCAUAAUCCUGCAGAAGCUCAAGAGUGACGUGGAAGCUAAACUACGACAAACCGUGAACAAAGUCGUGAUCACAGUUCCUGCGUAUUUUAACGUGACUCAGAGAGAAGUUACGUUAGCUGCUGCUGAAGAUGCUGGAUUCACAGUUCUGAAAUUGUUAAACGAACCAACAGCAGCUGCGCUCUUCUACUAUUUUGAGUACGAUAAAAGCGAGGAAAAUUAUUCGUUGGUGUACGACCUGGGGGGUGGAACUUUUGACGUCGCUAUUCUCAAAAGGAGUUCAAACAACAUCGAGAUUGUUUGCGUAGACGGCGAUACACAACUAGGCGGACACGAUUUUGAUAAUAUCAUCGUAAAUUACGUUGCUGAGCAGCUAAUAAAACACUACGACUACGACCCUAGAAACGACAAGGAAAAUCUGCGAAGACUACACAAUAAAUGUGAAGACGCGAAGAAAGCUUUAUCUUCGGUUCCGGAAACUGUGAUAGUCCUUAUUGGAUUUGUUAAAGACCAUCCCAACAUUCAGAUAAGUAUAACGAGAGAAGAAUUUGAGACAAUCGCGGAUCCAUUAUUUAAGCGUACGAUGGAUAUAGUCGAUGCAUGCGUUAAAGGUUCGACAAUUUCGAAAAAUUCUAUCAAAGAGGUGAUUUUGUCGGGAGGGUCAACGCGCAUACCGAAAAUUCAGAAAUUGCUCUGUGGGUUUUUUGACGAAAAAACAAUUAAUAAGUUUGUUAAUCCGGACGAAUGUGUUGCAGAAGGAGCGGCUCUUCAAGCUGCAAUGUUGUCGACAAGUUCCAGGCAAGUAAUCGGCAAAAUUCAAUUGAUCGAUGUGGUUCCAUUAUCGCUUGGGCUUGCUGACUUUGUUAAUGAAAUGAGUAUUGUAAUACCACGAAAUUCUACGAUACCUGCACGCGGAACUGAAAGUUAUAGGACUCUUGAAAAUCGACAAAGUGUUAUGUCGUUUAGAGUUUUUGAAGGUGAACGUUUAAACGUUAUUAAAAAUCGCCUUCUGGGUCACUUUGAAAUUACUAAUAUAACUCCUGCCCCUCCUGGUCGUUGCGAAGCUAUAGUAACAUUCGCUGUAGACGCAAAUGGCAUCUUGAUUGUCACCGCACAAGAGAAAUAUAAAAACAAUGUUAAACAGCUAAAGAUAAAUUACGCCAGAGGCAACAAAAGUGAAGAAGAAAUCAAUAAUAGUAUACUCGACGCAGAAAAAUAUAAGAAAGAGGAUCAACUUUUUCAACAAUUUGCACAAUUGAAGGGUUAUCUAAUUAAAUAUUGCGUCAGUGUAAUGUAUAACUUAGACAAAAAAAAGUUAAAUAACACUCAUAGAGGAAUUUACGAAAUGUGUGAAGAAACUAUGAACACGGCAGAAAGUAUGAGUCUUGAAGAGAAAAAGAGAGUAGAGGAAUUAAUACAAGAAAUUAAAGUUCAGUCUGGCACACCUUAA
Zophobas morio is the source of this 2052-nucleotide messenger RNA. RefSeq names its product heat shock 70 kDa protein-like. Gene Ontology annotation, molecular function: ATP binding; ATP-dependent protein folding chaperone. NCBI's taxonomy places the organism in Eukaryota, Metazoa, Arthropoda, Insecta, Coleoptera, Tenebrionidae. The transcript has 7 exons. The record is from RefSeq and is a predicted model, not a curated record. The coding region runs from base 1 to 2052 and encodes 683 amino acids. Gene Ontology annotation, cellular component: cytoplasm; plasma membrane; nucleus.